Neurospora tetraspora is the source of this 1861-nucleotide messenger RNA. Its product is annotated as nucleotide-diphospho-sugar transferase. Bases 439 to 1374 code for a protein of 311 amino acids. The transcript has 4 exons. Gene Ontology annotation, molecular function: glycosyltransferase activity. NCBI's taxonomy places the organism in Eukaryota, Fungi, Ascomycota, Sordariomycetes, Sordariales, Sordariaceae. The record is from RefSeq and is a predicted model, not a curated record.
UCAUCGCGACUCAGGUUUUCAUCUAACGUACCGGGUCACCACUGCAUGUGCCUUUGUGCUUGGAUAAGUCAGGGUCCGGGUGUACGCCGUACUGCAUAUGUACAAAUACUGUCUGUGUCCCCAAACGCAGGAGCGUCAACUAACAACAUCUUUCCACGUUUUGACAAACAACAGUUUGUGAAUUGCCAUCUAAUCAAGUCUCUGAAGCCGAGCUAUAUCCUGGAUAAGCCAUCCCAGUGCCGUCGUUCCGUCUCCCCAGGACGUCGUGGAACCGACUUCGCAACAUUUCCCUAUCUCGGGUAAUAGUGCAAGCUUGCUGACAUCUGAUAUAAAAACAGAUAGAUAGAUAAAAGAGCACAUCGCCUUUUUCCCAAGGCCCUUGAACCUCUCCACAUCUUUUGAGAAUCCACUUCUACAUUGGUCCAUCUCACCCUCACCAUGACGGUUGAUUACCCUACCAACAAGAUCUGGAGUACGCUCGUAACCAAGAGGGCGUACUUUGGCGGGGCUCUGGUCCUCAACCACACCUUGAAAAAGGUGGGGUCGAGGUACCAGCUCAAGAUCAUGGUCACCCGUGAAGCCGAGGCCGACAAGGAAUUCAUGGCCGCUUUUGCUGCUGCCGGUAUUCCCACCAUUGUCAUCCAAAAUAUCGAGCCUACACGAAAAGGCAAAGUCAACAAGGCAUUUUGGCAGAAGCUGGCCCCAUGGGCCAUGACCGAAUAUGAGAGAAUCGUCCUCCUCGACAGCGACCAAGUCAUUCUCCAAAACAUUGACGACUUGAUGACCCUAGAUCUUCCAGAGGGCUACAUUGCAUGCUCACACGCUUGCACUUGCAAUCCCCGCAAAAUUGCCCAUUAUCCCAAGGAUUGGAUCCCCCAAAACUGUCCCUUCACCUCCGCCAACCACCGCACCGGCUCCCCAGCACCCAUCACCCCCUCCUCCCCUCCCACGCACCACCUCCUCAACAGCGGCACCGUGGUCCUCACGCCCUCAAAACCGCAAUUCGACGCCCUCAUCAACGCCAUCAACACCCACCCGGACGUUCCCCACAUGGUCUUCCCCGACCAGGACAUCCUCGCCAUCGUCUACCGCGGCAAGUGGAAGCCGCUGCCGUACAUCUACAACGCCCUCAAACCAAUGCGGGACUGUCACUCCUCCCUGUGGAGGGAUGAAGACGUCAAGGUGUUGCAUUAUAUCCUGAACAAGCCGUGGGAAAGCCGCGAGUUUGAUGAGGAGGAUAAGGUUGAGUCGACGCACAGGUUGUGGUGGGAGGCGUGGGGGGAGGUGGAGAGGGAGUGGACGGGAGGGGAGGCAGGUGAGAAGAAAAGGAGGUUGUUUGAUAGUGUUGUGAGGCCGGUUGUUGCGCAGGAGUGAGUGUGAGUGACUUGAAGGUAUCUCUGGAUGGGCUUGGAAAGAGCCUCGGAGAAAGGCGAGGAAAAGACAUUGGGUAUAGGGUUUAAAAGCGUCAUGGGAGAUGACUUGGCUUGGGCUGGCGGUAUUUUGGCUUAUGAUUACGAACAAAGCGCACUUGGAGGCUUCGAUAGGGAACGCGAUGUCUUACACGCAGACGCACGUCAUGGAAAUGCGCAUUGGCUUGAAUAUUUUAUGAGGGUAUUGAAGACGAACACAUGGGGUUUCGAUGAUGCUCAAGCGUUUCCAUCACACAGGACUAGUAGCACGUUGCAAUCCUCUUAUCUGUGCCUCCUUCUUUCUCUCUUUGAGUAUGCCAAGCCUGUGAAGCGGCCGCCUGGGUUGCCAUCGUCACUUCCCAGUUGAACAAGAAAGGAGGGGUAAGAGCGUCGUGAAACUUCUCAUUGUCGUCAUCGAUGCUUCAGAUACAUUUUCAUAACCUUACCUUUCU